UUUGGAGAUAAAUGCAACUAUUCACAUGACUUACAGAUCUUAAUUAAACAUCGUCAGCCAGAUAUUCCUGGAAAGUGCAGAAACUUUGAGCUGUAUGGAAAUUGUCCUUACAGCAUUACAUGUAGAUUUGGCAAACAGCAUGUCACUGAAGAUUUCAUAAAUGUUACAACACAAUCUUUCAAUGGAUCAUACAAUGAUCAAAUCAUGAAUAUUUUAGGUAAAUCUUUGCAAGUUAAAGUAAGGAAAAAACAAUUUUUAUUUCCCAAAUUUGAUGAUUACAUAAAACAGAUAAAAGAAUCAAAGGUACAAUCUCAAGAUAAAGAACAAACUAUGAAGACUUUGGGAGCUUUCACAAACAAGAAUGUGACAUAUAUCAAACAAGCAGAAAAUAGGAAUUUAAUGGUUCAAGUGAAUUCUUGCAUAUUCAAUUAGUGACUAAAUGAACAAUGCAGAUGUUUUCUUGAGAUGUUAGAGGGAAAAACCAUUAUAGAGCAUAUACAUAGUCAAAAUUAAAGAAAUAUGUCAUUGUUGGAUAUGUCAUCACUGAAUAUUGAUUAUCAGGCAAGUUAUAUUUGGCUCCCCUUACAACAUAUUUGUGGUAUGACAGGUUGGUAAUUUACCCUUCAGAAGAUUAUGCAAGUCUCAUGGAGCAGAUGUUACAUGUGGUGAAAUGGCUAUGUGUACUAAACUUCUCCAGGGUACGCUUUCCGAGUGGGCCUUAAUAAAGCGCCACUCAUGUGAAGAUAUAUUUGGUGUCCAGCUUUGUGGAAGCUUUCCCGAUACUAUGAGUAAAUGCGCCGAACUAUUGCAAGAUCAGGCUGAAAUUGAUUUUAUUGAUGUUAAUGUUGGAUGUCCCAUCGAUCUGGUCUUUAAUAAGGGAGCGGGUUCUGCUUUGAUGGAAAGAUCAAGACGCUUUAGAGAAAUCGUUUGUGCAAUGAACCACGUCUUGGAUAUUCCUCUUACUGUAAAAAUGAGAACAGGCGUUCAUGAUAAAAAGUGGAAUGCUCUUCAACUUAUUCCUAAAAUCAGAAAUUGGGGAGCCUCCCUUGUGACUUUACAUGGUAGAUCACGUGAACAACGCUAUACUAAGUCAGCAGAUUGGAAUUAUAUACAUCAGUGUGCUCAAGCCGCUUCCCCAAUGCCUUUGUUUGGAAAUGGGGACAUUUUUUCAUUUGUGGAUGUGGAGCGACACAGACAGGAAACUGGAGUUUCUGGAGUCAUGAUAGCAAGAGGGGCUCUGAUAAAACCGUGGAUUUUCACGGAAAUUAAAGAAAAAAGACAUUGGGAUAUAUCCUCAACAGAGCGAUUAGAUAUUGUCAAAGAAUACGUGAACUACGGUUUAGAGCACUGGGGAUCUGAUACUGAGGGUGUUGAAAGGACCAGGCGUUUUCUUUUAGAAUGGUUAUCAUUCCUAUACAGAUAUAUUCCCGUUGGAUUACUUGAGAGACUACCACAACAAAUCAAUGAAAGACCUCCACCGUAUUUUGGACGAAAUGAUUUGGAAACACUGUUCGCGAGCAAUAAGUGUGAAGAUUGGGUAAAAAUAAGUGAAAUGUUCCUUGGACCCGUUCCGUCUGAUUUUCAAUUUCUUCCAAAACACAAAGCGAAUUCUUACUCUUAAAAUGGAAACCUCUUAAGAAUUCAUGGCUGUGGAUGUUGAAUUAUUCCUUAGUAGAUGUGGUAGAGAACGUUGAUGGAUAUGAUUGUAAAUAGUUAAGCAUCAUUUUGCCAUGUGUGAAAUGAUAAACACAAAAUAUAAUAAUCUUUUUGCGUAUACAUUUGUAGUUCGCAAUUUUUCGCCACAGAUAUUCCUUGAAAUUAUUUGAUUAAGUGUAACCAGGUGUAGACUGUAGACAGAAUGAUAGAAUAAAUGUUCCCUGUUUUGUUUUAAGUUCAUAGAUUUUUCGCAUGAGAAAAAUCAAUGAAAGAAGAGAGAAAAAUCAAUAAAAUUUAAAAGA
Messenger RNA from Xenia sp. Carnegie-2017, 1958 nucleotides. Its product is annotated as tRNA-dihydrouridine(47) synthase [NAD(P)(+)]-like. Bases 671 to 1621 code for a protein of 316 amino acids. NCBI's taxonomy places the organism in Eukaryota, Metazoa, Cnidaria, Anthozoa, Malacalcyonacea, Xeniidae. The transcript is spliced from 14 exons. Gene Ontology annotation, biological process: tRNA processing. Gene Ontology annotation, molecular function: flavin adenine dinucleotide binding; tRNA dihydrouridine synthase activity; RNA binding. The record is from RefSeq and is a predicted model, not a curated record.